Messenger RNA from Dendronephthya gigantea, 2728 nucleotides. Its product is annotated as titin-like. The coding region runs from base 228 to 1376 and encodes 382 amino acids. The transcript has 5 exons. Gene Ontology annotation, molecular function: protein binding. Lineage: Eukaryota; Metazoa; Cnidaria; Anthozoa; Malacalcyonacea; Nephtheidae. The record is from RefSeq and is a predicted model, not a curated record.
ACAUCAGACGAUUAUAGAAAUCUCGUCAGAAUUGCAUUCGUCGUUGCGGCUCUCUGUGAGGGAGUUUGAGGUCUUUAUCACAGCUGGAAUAACAGUGAGUUGACAUCUGCAUGGAUUAGAAACAAUACACACUGGGUCAGGGCGCUAUUCGCUUAUCACUAGGCUCUACACCACAUCACAACCUAGGAGGCUCGACAAUCUUGCUGGAUUGAAUCGGCGAAUUUGUCAUGAAAAUUCGACAGCUGAGGCUAACAACCUUCAAAUUAGUUCUCGCGAUGCUCUUCGCUUUAAUUUUAAUAUGCCAAGGAGAAACAGUGAAAGCUAGAUCCGAAGUGUUUGCUCUAAACAGUGGUCCUCCACCUUACAUGAAAGUCCUAUCCGGAAGUGACGUGGAUUUCACUUGGAAAUUUCGGGUUUUUCGGCCAAAAACGAUCACUGCUGUGUCGUGGCAUUUCAUUCAUUCAAACGACAACUUGUUGGAUGACAUCAAGCUUAUACAUGUUAUGGUGAACAAUUCCGUGGCAAAUGCCCAGCAUCCCCUCUUGAAUUUAGAUAUACAUAAUCGGGCGAAUUGCUCUUUUCAUUUUCAAAAUGACAUCUGGUCGUUGCGUUGUCAAUUACGUAACACUACAGUAGACGACAGUGCCCAGUACGAAACGAAAAUUCAUUUGGGAAUAGACACGGUUGCGUCAAAUACGUCGUUUUUGAAAGUCGUAGACUUGAUGUUGGAUAGCAAGAAAACGGACAACGUCGUGGAAUCCUGGAUUGGAAAACCGACUGUUCUGAAAUGUGCCAUUUUCAGGAAUAGGAUUCUAAAGACAUCGUACAUGUGGCAGGUCGUCAGUGAGAAGAAAGAUAUAACGCGCGGUAUUAAAAAGGGAGGAAGUAAGACCUCUUAUACCUUUAUUCCACAAUCCGACAAAGACUUCGCGAGAUAUAAAUGCACAAUUUCGACGGAGGCGACGAUUGUAGAACACGAAAUCCUUGUACAGCAAAUAUUUAAUCCUGGUCCGCCAUUGAAACUAAACGUUCAGGUCACCAACGGAGGUAGAUAUGUGCGACUUUUUUGGUGUCAACCAAAAAGUGAUGGUGGAAGUACGAUAAUCAAGUAUGAAGUCAUUGUAACCGGAGAGGACAGACGUGAAAUACGUAAAAGCACAACUGAGCUUUCGGCAGGUGUUACAUUGACCGAUAAGAAUCGUUAUGAAAUACGUGUAUGUUCCGUGAAUAAGGUUGAGAAGCUUGUUAAUUCUUCCUGUACAAAACCACGUGAAAUAAAAAUAUCUCCAUUACGGCAAAAGGGUAAUCAAAAUAGAUUGGGCAGCCAUCGGCUUCUCAACAUGGCCGGAUUGAUGCUUGUAUACUGGAUUAUUUAAGCCACGAUUGGUGGUACGCACGAAUGAUGCUCUUUUUCGCUGGACACAGAAAGAAGAUCGAAAAAGCGUGCUACACACUCUUCCUGGACACCGGAAUGAAGAAAUUGAGUUAUACCCGCAUAGCCGAAAUGGCUACAUGAUAAUAUGUCUGGACUACUGACCAUUUUUAUUUAUAUUUCAAGUAAUAAUGAUUUUUAGCAUCAUGAUAUGAAUGAUGCUAAAAGACAUGAAUGAUGCUUACUUAGCUGGACGCGGCAACUUUAUGGUUCUGGAUCAUGAGGAGGAUUUGGAAUUUUUGGAGCUCCAGUGGAGCUUCGUUAACAAGAUGUGCAUGGGACGACUUUGAAGAAAAUAUUCGAAGAAUAAAGGACACUUGUAUACCUAAUAAGUUGUCUAGCUCGAGAUACAACCUCCCUUGGUUUAACCCAUCAGUCAGGAGACAAACAAGAACUAAACAAGUGAGGUGCCAAGUCCUUGCUCGCGCAUUCGUCUCCUGACUGUGCUCAAGGAAAUGUCGAACAUUUUUGCUCUACUAGCUCACAGCCGUAAAGUUAUGCUAAAUUAAGUAAGCUAAUUGGUCUCUAGAAAUAUCAAAUUUAGAUCUCCCGGCAUUCGACGCUGAUACUCCUCCUGCUUCGUUGUUUUCAUUAACAGGGUGAGGGCGCUCCAAAGUAGAAAUCAAUAGCCUAGCUUGGUUGAGGUAUCCGUUACACGCAUCAGGAUCUUGUGCUGAAAGAACAGCAAGGCUUUGAUAAAUAGUUUCAGAGCUAUUGAGAAUUUGAUAAGAAAUAUGAGGGUCAGGAUCUGAUUAGAUGACAGUCAUAACAUCAUUUAUGGCUGUUUAUAUGGAGCGAGUUAUCCCGCCUAGGCGAGGUGAAAACUGCAUAUAAGACUAAUCAGGUUAAGCUUUUGAUGUGAUGCGCUUUUCAUUUCGCCUAGCCGCAGGGGUUGUUCCAGCACAAGUGCACUAAUUUGCAAGACACAAGAAAACUGCUAAAAAUAACCACUUUGUUUUGUAAUGUAAAUUAGUGCACUAGUGCUUGAUCCACCCCUGCGGCUAACCGUAAUAACUGCAUAAUUGAAUCUCGUAGUUCGCGUUCCGCCAUCUUGUUGUCAAUUUUCCAAUUCCAAACUCGCGAUGCAGAUUACAAUUGUAAAUAUAAAAAAUUGUAUACUAUUUUACGGCAAACAAAAUUUGUUACCGUUUUUGGCUUGAAUUAAUGUGGUAAUAAUUUCGUUUGUAGUAAAAGGUAUACAAAUUUUCAAACUUUGCAAGGCUAUAUUUUCCAUAUUUUACAACAUUUCACCACCAAAUUUUGAAAUUUCUACUAAUUCUAGCACGCUCUUUUCAG